ACCAGUCAAUACACAUUCAUUUUAUUGAAUUUUAUCAAGAAGAUGCCUCACGAGAUUGAAAGAAGACGUUCCUCUGCCACAGGUGAUAUAAUAGAGGUGGUGGUGAGGCCAAAGAAGUAUUAUCGAGUGGGUCGAGACCAAGUCACCGAGCCGGACCGUGAUAAAAUUUUUGUCAGCAGAUACGAAAAGUUUCGAAUAUUGAAAAAUGUGAUUGUCCUCUCUCUGGCCAUGAUGACGCAGUAUGUGGCUUACCAGGGCACCCUCAACCUGCAGUCAUCGCUCAAUGCUGAAGGAGGCUUGGGUACCAUCGCGUGCUCCUCCAUCUAUUUGAGCAUGGGACUGUCCUGCCUGGUUCUUCCGACCCUUAUGAUCCGACAGCUGACCUGCAAGGGAACUCUGGUCCUGGGGAUGUUCUGCUUUCUUCCUUAUAUCGGCCUGCAACUUUAUUCAAAAUUUUAUACUUUGGUGCCGGCUGGCAUACUACUGGGCGUGGCCGCUGCCCCCAUGUGGGCUGCCCAGGCCACCUAUCUCACCCAGAUCAGUCAGAUAUAUGCCAUCAUAACCUCUUCGAGCGUGGAUGCAGUGAUAACUCUGUUCUUUGGAAUGUUUUUCUUUGCUUGGCAAAAUGCCGAUACAAUAGGUAAUUUGCUGUCCAGUUUAGCAAGGAAACUAUCGGGAACAGGAAAAAUAUGAGCAACUGGCAAAGGACCUGGCGGCUGCUAAAGGAAAUGAAAGGGAUGCCCAGCUUGCCAAGGAGCACGCCGAUUUAUAUACCGAAAGAAUCAAACAACAGGCCAAGGACUCGGAUGGUGAAGAUGACGAACUGGAACAAGAUGUGAGGGUGGAGGAAAAACCUAGGAGGAGAUUCUUUCGUUCCAAGUGAUAUGGAACCUAAAAUAUUAUUACUGCCAAGAUCCCAAAUGUAUCCAAAAAUUUUAAACUUCUCUAUUCAUUUAGUACUUCUUGAAGAUAUUUUUUUUCGAACCACGCCGGCAAGGACAACGAAGGAGCACUAUAAUUGCCACAACACACAAAAACCCGAAAAAAUCCAGUACAGGAGCGUGGGAGCUGCAAUGGCAAUUACUUGGCGUUGAUGAUGGCCCAAGAUGCUUUCGGUUUUCACUGCACUCGCAUCCUGGCAUCCAGGCAUCGGGUGAGGAGAGUGGAGUAGAGCUAUAAAAGGACAAUGCUUUGAUUGCCCUGUGGUAGAUAAAGGAGAGACACGCCAGACGCUGUUAAUGUCUGGUCAUGAGUUAAACACUUCAAUAAAACGUGAGCGUGUGUGUGAAAGGGCUCUGGCUAGGACUAUAAAACAAUUGUUUCACCAUAUUUAGUCCUUGGGCGGAAACCGAACUAUAUUACACAUACGACACGUUGGCAUAUAGAGGAAGGAUAAUUAAAACAAAAAUUAAAGCAUCAAACAAGCAAUUUGGUUUAAAUCAUAAUCAUACUUAAAGUCUCUCUAUUGAAUAGUCCUCAGGUUAAAACAAUAGCCAAUAAAUCGUAUACAUUCCGGCUGGCAACACAAAGGAGCUGAACAAAUAAGUUAGAGUG
Messenger RNA from Drosophila bipectinata, 1554 nucleotides. RefSeq names its product UNC93-like protein. Gene Ontology annotation, molecular function: potassium channel regulator activity. Lineage: Eukaryota; Metazoa; Arthropoda; Insecta; Diptera; Drosophilidae. Gene Ontology annotation, biological process: regulation of potassium ion transport; regulation of muscle contraction. Gene Ontology annotation, cellular component: striated muscle dense body; plasma membrane. The record is from RefSeq and is a predicted model, not a curated record.